This is a messenger RNA of Arabidopsis thaliana (thale cress), 4688 nucleotides long. RefSeq names its product pleiotropic drug resistance 9 (gene ABCG37). Bases 100 to 4452 code for a protein of 1450 amino acids. Gene Ontology annotation, molecular function: ATP binding; ATP hydrolysis activity; ABC-type transporter activity. Gene Ontology annotation, cellular component: plasma membrane; membrane. The transcript is spliced from 23 exons. NCBI's taxonomy places the organism in Eukaryota, Viridiplantae, Streptophyta, Magnoliopsida, Brassicales, Brassicaceae. The record is from RefSeq and is marked reviewed. Gene Ontology annotation, biological process: auxin export across the plasma membrane.
CCAUAAUAUAAAUAUACGCAAGUCAAAAUGCAUUGAGCUUAUCUCUCAUUUAGACUUUAAAUUUCUGAUUUCAGAGAGGUCAACUCUUUAAGCCAAGCCAUGGCUCAUAUGGUUGGAGCAGACGAUAUUGAGUCAUUGAGAGUAGAGCUUGCAGAGAUCGGAAGAAGCAUCAGAUCAUCAUUCCGGAGACAUACUUCGAGUUUCAGAAGCAGCUCUUCAAUAUAUGAAGUUGAAAAUGAUGGUGAUGUUAAUGAUCAUGAUGCAGAGUAUGCUCUGCAAUGGGCUGAGAUUGAGAGAUUACCAACUGUCAAGCGAAUGAGAUCGACUCUCCUUGAUGAUGGCGAUGAGUCCAUGACCGAGAAAGGAAGAAGAGUCGUUGAUGUCACAAAGCUUGGAGCCGUGGAACGUCAUCUGAUGAUUGAGAAACUCAUCAAACACAUUGAGAAUGAUAAUCUCAAGUUGCUCAAGAAAAUCAGGAGAAGAAUAGACAGAGUCGGGAUGGAGUUACCGACCAUAGAAGUGAGGUACGAGAGUUUAAAAGUGGUGGCCGAGUGCGAGGUUGUCGAAGGGAAGGCACUUCCAACACUGUGGAACACUGCUAAGCGUGUUUUAUCUGAACUGGUGAAGCUCACUGGUGCAAAAACACAUGAAGCCAAGAUAAACAUUAUUAAUGAUGUUAAUGGCAUUAUAAAGCCAGGAAGGUUAACACUGUUGCUUGGUCCUCCUAGCUGCGGAAAAACAACUUUGUUAAAGGCCUUGUCUGGAAAUUUAGAAAACAAUCUAAAGUGUUCAGGUGAAAUAUCUUACAAUGGACACAGACUGGAUGAGUUUGUUCCUCAGAAAACUUCAGCGUACAUAAGUCAAUAUGAUCUGCACAUUGCAGAGAUGACAGUGAGGGAGACAGUUGACUUCUCAGCUCGUUGUCAGGGCGUUGGUAGCCGAACAGAUAUUAUGAUGGAAGUUAGUAAAAGAGAAAAGGAAAAAGGAAUCAUUCCUGACACAGAAGUGGAUGCUUACAUGAAAGCAAUUUCUGUUGAAGGACUCCAAAGAAGUCUGCAAACAGAUUACAUUUUGAAGAUUCUCGGACUUGAUAUUUGUGCAGAAAUAUUGAUUGGAGAUGUGAUGAGGAGAGGUAUAUCAGGAGGUCAAAAGAAGCGUCUUACCACAGCUGAGAUGAUCGUUGGCCCGACAAAGGCUCUGUUUAUGGAUGAAAUAACAAAUGGCCUAGACAGCUCCACAGCUUUUCAGAUUGUCAAAUCUCUUCAGCAGUUUGCUCACAUAUCAAGCGCUACUGUACUUGUUUCGCUUCUUCAACCCGCCCCAGAAUCCUAUGACCUCUUUGAUGACAUUAUGCUGAUGGCCAAAGGAAGAAUCGUGUAUCAUGGUCCACGCGGUGAAGUCCUUAACUUCUUUGAGGAUUGUGGAUUCCGAUGCCCUGAAAGGAAGGGUGUUGCAGACUUUCUCCAGGAGGUUAUAUCCAAAAAAGAUCAAGCACAAUACUGGUGGCACGAGGAUUUACCUUACAGUUUUGUCUCGGUAGAAAUGUUGUCGAAGAAGUUCAAGGACUUGAGUAUUGGGAAAAAGAUCGAAGACACUCUGUCAAAGCCAUAUGAUAGAUCCAAAAGCCAUAAGGAUGCUUUGUCCUUCAGUGUGUAUUCUCUUCCAAACUGGGAGCUGUUCAUAGCAUGCAUAUCAAGAGAGUAUCUUCUCAUGAAGAGAAACUAUUUCGUCUAUAUUUUCAAGACUGCUCAGCUUGUUAUGGCCGCAUUCAUCACUAUGACAGUGUUUAUCCGAACACGGAUGGGUAUUGAUAUCAUUCAUGGAAAUUCUUACAUGAGUGCCCUCUUUUUCGCCCUCAUUAUACUUCUUGUUGACGGAUUCCCAGAGUUGUCUAUGACGGCUCAACGUCUAGCCGUGUUUUAUAAGCAGAAGCAGUUGUGUUUCUAUCCUGCAUGGGCGUAUGCAAUCCCUGCAACAGUGUUAAAGGUCCCUCUCUCGUUCUUUGAAUCUCUCGUUUGGACCUGCCUCUCAUACUAUGUCAUUGGAUACACCCCUGAAGCAUCCAGGUUCUUCAAGCAGUUCAUUCUACUCUUUGCUGUUCACUUCACCUCGAUAUCCAUGUUCCGGUGUCUAGCUGCAAUCUUCCAGACAGUAGUUGCUUCAAUCACAGCUGGCAGUUUUGGUAUAUUAUUCACAUUUGUCUUUGCCGGUUUCGUCAUUCCACCACCUUCUAUGCCAGCAUGGCUCAAGUGGGGUUUCUGGGCAAAUCCUUUGAGUUACGGUGAGAUUGGGUUAUCAGUAAACGAGUUUCUUGCUCCAAGGUGGAAUCAGAUGCAACCCAAUAAUUUUACCUUAGGACGAACCAUACUCCAAACCCGUGGAAUGGACUACAACGGUUACAUGUACUGGGUAUCAUUAUGUGCCUUGUUGGGUUUCACUGUGCUCUUCAACAUCAUUUUCACUCUGGCUCUAACGUUCUUGAAAUCACCCACAUCAUCUCGAGCCAUGAUUUCGCAAGACAAACUCUCUGAGCUGCAAGGAACAGAAAAGUCAACAGAAGAUUCUUCUGUCAGGAAAAAGACCACAGACUCCCCUGUAAAGACCGAAGAAGAAGACAAAAUGGUCUUACCAUUCAAGCCUCUCACUGUAACAUUUCAAGACUUGAACUAUUUCGUUGACAUGCCAGUGGAGAUGAGAGACCAAGGAUAUGAUCAGAAGAAACUACAACUUCUCUCAGAUAUCACAGGAGCUUUCCGUCCCGGAAUCCUAACGGCACUAAUGGGAGUGAGUGGAGCUGGAAAAACCACUCUUCUCGACGUUCUAGCCGGAAGGAAAACAAGCGGAUACAUCGAAGGAGACAUUAGAAUCAGUGGCUUCCCUAAAGUCCAAGAAACAUUCGCUAGAGUCUCAGGCUACUGUGAACAAACAGAUAUUCACUCACCAAACAUCACUGUAGAAGAAUCCGUAAUCUACUCGGCUUGGCUUCGUCUAGCUCCUGAGAUCGAUGCCACAACAAAAACCAAAUUCGUGAAGCAAGUGCUUGAGACGAUCGAAUUAGAUGAGAUUAAAGAUUCAUUGGUGGGAGUCACCGGAGUUAGUGGAUUAUCGACGGAGCAAAGGAAGAGAUUGACGAUUGCGGUGGAGUUGGUGGCGAAUCCGUCGAUUAUAUUUAUGGAUGAGCCAACGACGGGGCUAGACGCAAGAGCAGCUGCCAUUGUUAUGAGAGCUGUGAAGAACGUCGCUGAUACUGGACGAACCAUCGUCUGUACUAUUCAUCAGCCUAGUAUCGACAUUUUUGAAGCCUUCGACGAGCUGGUGCUUCUUAAAAGAGGUGGUCGCAUGAUCUACACAGGACCAUUAGGCCAACAUUCACGUCACAUUAUCGAGUAUUUUGAGAGUGUUCCUGAAAUUCCUAAAAUAAAAGACAACCACAAUCCAGCAACAUGGAUGCUUGAUGUUAGUUCACAGUCGGUAGAAAUUGAACUUGGUGUCGAUUUCGCAAAAAUCUACCAUGACUCUGCUCUUUACAAGCGAAACUCAGAGCUUGUGAAACAGUUGAGCCAGCCAGAUUCAGGAUCAAGUGAUAUACAGUUUAAGAGAACCUUUGCACAAAGCUGGUGGGGACAAUUCAAAUCUAUUCUAUGGAAAAUGAACUUGUCUUAUUGGAGAAGCCCUUCUUAUAACCUAAUGCGUAUGAUGCACACUUUAGUCUCUUCUUUGAUCUUCGGCGCACUUUUCUGGAAACAAGGCCAAAAUCUAGAUACUCAACAGAGUAUGUUCACAGUAUUUGGAGCGAUCUACGGUUUGGUACUCUUCUUAGGGAUAAACAAUUGUGCAUCAGCUCUUCAAUAUUUCGAAACAGAGAGAAAUGUUAUGUACCGGGAAAGAUUCGCAGGGAUGUACUCAGCGACUGCUUAUGCAUUGGGUCAAGUGGUGACUGAGAUACCUUAUAUAUUCAUACAAGCUGCCGAGUUUGUGAUCGUAACAUAUCCAAUGAUCGGUUUCUAUCCUUCAGCCUACAAAGUCUUUUGGUCACUCUACUCUAUGUUUUGCUCACUACUCACUUUCAACUACCUUGCGAUGUUCCUCGUCUCCAUCACGCCAAACUUCAUGGUUGCCGCGAUUCUUCAAUCGCUCUUUUAUGUUGGUUUCAACCUUUUUUCGGGGUUUUUGAUCCCCCAAACGCAAGUACCAGGGUGGUGGAUUUGGUUAUAUUAUCUAACACCAACGUCUUGGACACUCAACGGGUUUAUCUCGUCCCAAUACGGCGAUAUUCAUGAAGAGAUCAAUGUCUUUGGACAAUCCACGACGGUUGCAAGAUUCUUGAAAGACUAUUUUGGAUUUCAUCAUGACCUUUUGGCGGUUACCGCGGUUGUUCAAAUCGCUUUUCCCAUUGCCUUAGCUUCUAUGUUUGCAUUCUUCGUGGGCAAACUCAACUUCCAACGAAGAUGAUCAUGCCAAUUAGUCUUCAUCAAUCAUCAUUUUAGAAUAAAAUAAUAAAAUAAUGGUUUUUAUUUUUGUUUGUGAAAAUAAACAUAUAACAUAUAACUUUUCUUUUUGGUAUGUAUAUGAUUUUGAGGAAAGUAAACAAAGCAUUGUCUAUGCAAAACAAAUAACCAAAUCUUGCAAGUAUCAAAACUAUAUUACUUAUUACUUGUCUUGACAAAGACGAGUACUUGUUUUUCCAA